UCCUCGUACUACUUUCUCCUCACACGUCGGUGAUCCCACCAUCCAAAACCCAAACCCCAAGUGAGAAAAGGGGGUGAUUAAGCAGAGGGAAAAUGGGAUGCUUAACAAUCCCUUCCCAGAGAAUCUCGUUCUUGAAAAAACCUUCAACAAUGACAAACACUUCAGUGCCGUCUCGUCUUAAUCCAAAUUUUAAUGGGAUUUGUAUUAGUCCAAAGGUUUCUUGGUCCACUCAUAGUCUAGCGUUUUCCAGGAAGUUAAGAAAGCGAUGUAGGGAAAUGCAUGAAGGGAACUUGGGGAAAUUCCUCUGUAAAGUGUUUGAUAGCUCAAAAGACGGUGAAUGCAGAAUAACUGAGGGCAAAAGCUGCACUGGGAUAAGAUUUUUACACUCUGUUGAAGAGCACAAUAUUAUGGCUACAACUAAACACACAACUGCUUCAAACUUCAUGUCAUACCAGAUUCACUUGAAACUUAUGAUGCUGUGUGGGUUCUUCACUCUUCAAGGUGCUCAACAGGCAGUUGCCAGUUCAGAUAUUGCUAGUCAGUUAUCAUCAAUUUCAUUUCUUGGUGACACUGGCGAUAUUAGCACAGGUUUUGCUUCAGCAUUCUUGCUGAUAUUUUUCUCUGAACUAGGGGACAAAACUUUCUUCAUUGCAGCACUUUUGGCGGCUAGGAACUCUGCUGCUGUUGUUUUUCUUGGCACUUUUGGUGCACUAGGGGCAAUGACAAUCAUAUCUGUCAUUCUUGGAAGAACUUUUCAUUAUGUUGAUGGUAUUCUCCCAUUCAGGUUUGGUGAUGCUGAUUUGCCAAUUGAUGAUAUUGCUGCAGCUUUUCUUCUGGUCUACUUUGGUGUUUCAACAUUGCUUGAAGCCUCCUCGGGUGAUCGUCAAAAGACUGAAGAAGAACAAAAGGAGGCAGAAUUGGCAGUUUCAGAAUUUUCAGGAAAUGGAGCUGGAAUUUUGGCUGUUGCUAGCACCGUCAUUAGCACUUUCCUUCUUGUUUUUGUUGCUGAAUGGGGUGAUAAGUCAUUCUUUUCCACAAUAGCACUUGCAGCAGCCUCUUCACCUCUUGGAGUUGUUGGAGGGGCAUUAGCCGGUCAUGGAGUGGCAACAUUGCUGGCUGUUCUUGGUGGCUCCUUAAUGGGGACUUUCCUAUCGGAGAAGGUUAUAGCCUACAUUGGCGGUACUCUCUUCCUUGUAUUUGCAGUGGUGACAUUGAUUGAGAUAGUGAGUUAGGAAGCAGCCAUUUUUCGCUGCACUGCUGAUUCGUGUGUUUCUCAAGCAUUUUGCUGCAAAUGGGACUAACAUUUUAUCGACAUUUUUGGAUGAAUUCCAUCUGGGAAGGAGGAGGGUUGACCAGACUCAUGCUUUGCAGCAAAACAUCUGCAUCAAAACAAACUUAACAUGAAAAAAAAAUUUGAUUUGUUGCUUGGCCUUGUAGCAUAUAUAAUUCUUAUUUGUAGCCCAACACUUUAUGGAGCUAGAUCGCUUUGCUGAUACUAGUAUCUAUUACCACGUACGAGUGAGUCUAUUAUGCAAAUGGAAAUCCUGGAUCA
Molecule: messenger RNA, 1552 nt
Organism: Coffea eugenioides
Lineage: Eukaryota; Viridiplantae; Streptophyta; Magnoliopsida; Gentianales; Rubiaceae
Product: GDT1-like protein 1, chloroplastic
Exons: 12
Coding region: 93-1232 (379 amino acids)
Biological process (GO): manganese ion transmembrane transport; Golgi calcium ion transport; calcium ion transmembrane transport
Cellular component (GO): Golgi apparatus; chloroplast thylakoid membrane
Molecular function (GO): calcium ion transmembrane transporter activity; manganese ion transmembrane transporter activity
Source: RefSeq, a predicted model, not a curated record